ACAAUCAGAAAACCUGCCAAUGUGAUCGAGAAAUGGCCGAGUCCGAACAAAGCAGCGUCUGGGACGUUGUCAUAAAGCAGACCAAGGAGGCUCAAGAAAAGGGUACUGAUCCUCUUCUCUGGUCAAUGCAAGUCUCGUCAAAUCUGAGCUCUGCAGGGGUGUGCAUACCUUCCAUGGAGCUGGCCAACGUGUUGGUCUCAUACAUUUGUUGGGAAAACAAUGUGCCCAUUUUGUGGAAGUUUCUUGAGAAGGCCUUGGUUUUGAACAUGGUGCCCUCUAUGCUUGUUCUUGCUCUGCUUUCCUCCAGGGUUAUUCCAAAUAGACGUGUGCAGCCAGCAGCAUAUAGGCUUUACAUGGAGCUCCUUAAGAGACAUGCUUUUUCACUCAGAUCCCAAAUUAAUGGGCCUAAUUAUCGAAAGGUUAUGAUAUCAAUAGAUACUAUUCUUAAUUUGUCCAAGAUAUUUGGUCUGCAAACAAGUGAAGCUGGGACUAUUGUGGUUGGGUUCAUCUUUUCGACCGUGUGGCAAUUGCUUGAUGCAUCGUUAGACGAUGAGGGGCUGCUGGAACUUACCCCAGAGAAGAAGUCUAGAUGGCCAACUAAACCCCAAGACAUGGAGAUAGAUGGUUUCGAUAAUCAUUGUGAGAAGAGGAUUGAACAUCUUGAGAGAUUACAGAAUCAUAAUACUUCGAUGGCUAUUGAACUAAUCUGGCAAUUUCUGCAAAAUAUAUUGACUUCCAAGAUUCUUAACUUGGCAAAAAGAAACAUGCCUAUACAUUGGGAGGCUUUUAUUCAGCAAUUACAUCUGCUUGCAGAAAAUUCAUCAGCAUUGAAAAACAGCAAAGUUACUAGUCCUGAGGCAAUUUUGCAGGUGGCUUCAGAUAUUUGCAUAACCCCACAAAAUUCCAAACUGCGUUCGGUACAAAAGUGCCAUUCGAUUAUGGAUUCUUCAGAGGGACUAAGCCGUGGAAUUGGUCGCUCUACUAUAUGGCUUCCGCUUGAUCUGGUACUCGAAGAUGCCAUGAAUGUUACGCAGGUCAAUGCCACAAGUUCUGUUGAGGUUAUCACUGGUUUGAUCAAGGUCCUUCAAGCCAUAAACUGUGCAACUUGGCAUGACACCUUUUUGGGUUUAUGGAUUGCAGCACUUCGUCUUGUCCAACGGGUUAACAUUUGUUUACUUUUUUCUCUUUUUAUGUUACUUCUUACUAAUUUUCAGGAAAGGGAUCCUCUUGAGUCCCCUAUGCCUCACCUAGACUCUCGCUUAUGCAUGUUGCUGUCUGUCACCCCUCUUGUGGUUGCUGGUCUUAUUGAGGAAGAUGAAAGUGCACAAGUAGACAAGAAAGAACAUAGCUUUGUCAGUCACUGGAGAAAACAAAAGGUCACAGGGAAGUCUCGCGAUGAUUUAGUCUCAAGCUUACAGAUGCUGGGAAAUUUUAUAGGACUUCUGGCUCCCCCUCGUUCUGCUGUUUCUGCAGCGAAUCAGGCUGCUGCAAAAGCAAUGUUCUUUAUCUCAGGGACUAAGGUUGAAAGUGCAUACUUGGAUUACAUCAGUACGAAAGACAUCUCGAUUGAUUGCUCAGGAAACAUGCGCCAUCUGAUAGUUGAGGCUUGUAUGGCAAGAAAUCUAAUAGACACAUCAGCAUAUUUCUGGCCAGGCUAUGUGAAAGGAUGCAUCAAUGAAAUACCUUGUGAGCCUGCUCAAGUGCCUGGUUGGUCAUCGUUAAUGCAAGGAUCGCCGCUUACUCCAUUGUUGACAAAUGAAUUGGUUUCAACUCCUGCGCCAAGUAUAACAGAGCUGGAGAAAAUAUUUGAGGUAGCCAUCAAUGGCUCAGAUGCAGACAAGAUAUCAGCAGUUGCCAUCCUUUGUGGAGCCUCCCUGAUUCAGGGUUGGAAUAUUCAAGAACACACUGCUCAUUUUGUUAUUAGGUUGUUGUCUCCUCCUUGUCCUGCAAAUUAUUCUGGAAGUGGCAGCCAUCUGAUAGGUUAUGCUCCCCUGCUAAAUGCGCUUGUUGCUGGGAUAUCAAGCAUCGAUUGUAUUAAGAUUUUGUCACAACUUGGCAUGGUUCCACAACUAGCAUGUUCAUUGAUGACAAUCUGUGAGAUUUUUGGGUCAUGUGUACCCAGUGACUCAUGCAGCAACACAACAGGGACAGAAACCUCUGAUCCUCAUAUUGUGUUUUCUAAUGGAUUCACACUUCUUCUGAAGCUGUGGAGGUUUAAUUAUUGCUUUGCAGAUCGACCAGGACAUGUCUCAACCGUUCGAUCUAACAUCAGUCCUGAAUACCUUCUAUUAGUACGAAACUCCCACCUAGCAUCCUCGGCAAAUGUCCACCAGGAUCAUAAUAAAAGGAGACUUGCAGCAGUUGCAAGCUCAUCAUCUGCACAACCUAUCUUUGUUGAUUUGUUUCCAAAGUUAAAAGCCUGGUACAUGCAGCACAAUGCAUGCAUCGCUUCAACCCUCUCUGGACUUCCCCGUGGAACCCCCGUUCAUCACCAUGUUGAUGAGCUUUUGAACAUGAUGUUCAAAGAAAAGGAGCAAGGAAGACAGUCUGCAGAAUCUAAUACUUCUGCAAGUGGAAGUUCAUCUAAAGAAGCAAAUGAACGUACCUUUUUAAGUAAAUUGCCUGCUUGGGAUAUUCUGGCAGCUGUUCCGUUCGUAGCUGAUGCUGCUUUAACAGCCUGUGCUAAUGGGAUACUCUCUCCCCGGAAACUGGCUACUGGGCUUAAAGUCUUAGUUGAUUUUCUUCCUGCAUCUGUGGCAACCAUCGUUAGCUACUUCUCAGCUGAAGUAACCAGGGGUGUUUGGAAACCAGCUUUUAUGAAUGGAAAAGAUUGGCCCAGCCCAAAUGCAAAUUUGUCAAAUGUUGUGGAAAAAAUCAAGGAAAUUAUAGCUGCCACUGCUGUUGAGGUCUCAAGCGCUGCUGCUUCAGAUGGAAGCUGUCAAGCUACAAUGCCGUUGCCUCUUGCUGCCUUAGUGAGCCUUACUAUAACAUAUAAAACCGACAAAGAUUCAAAACGAUACCUUGACUUAGCUAAAGUGGCAUUGGCUUCCAUUGCAGCAGGUUGCCCAUGGCCCUGCAUGCCAAUUGUUUAUUCACUCUGGACCCAGAAAGCAAAGCGUUGGAGUGCCUACUUUGUCUUCUCUGGAUCACGUACUGUCUUCCUCCAACACCGAAAUGCUUUUGUCCAGCUUCUUAAGAGCUGCUUCACUGCCACACUUGGCCUACAUUCCACUCCUCUCUCAUACAACGGAGGUAUUGGAGCUCUUCUUGGCCAUGGAAUUGGAUCUCACAUCCAUGGCAGGGUUUCUCCUGUUGCCCCAGCGAUCCUCUAUCUACAUGCUUAUCCAUAUUUAUCAGACAUUGUCUUCUUGAACAAAGAGAUUGUUUCCCUCUUGAUGCAUUCUGUGAGAGAGAUAACAGGUAGUGGGUUUCCUAUAGAGGGAUGCAAGAGACUGAAGACGGCCAAGAAUGUAAUGAUACAGGGAACGUAUCAGAUGGAUUCAAACUUGACUCGGGUUAAACUAGUGGCUUCACUCGCCGCUUCUUUAGUGUGGUUAUCUGGAGGCCUAGGUCUGGUUCAGUCAUUGUUUAAAGAAUUUCUGCCUUCAUGGUUUGUAUCUGUUCACAGCUCCAGACAAGAGGGAGAACCAAACGGAGUUGCAUGGCUAAAGGGAUACGUGGUUGCAUACUUUGCAUCUCUAUGUGGAGGCUUUGUAUGGGGCGUUGACUCAUCAUCCUGGGGAUCCAAGCGGCGUCCAAAGAUUCUUGGAACUCACAUGGAAUUUCUUGCAAGAGCACUUAAUGGCCAGAUAUCUCUUGGCUGUGAUGAGACCACUUGGCGCUCCUAUGUCUUGGGAUUCAUGAGCCUGAUGGUGGUUUGCAUGCCAACUUGGAUGCUGGAAGUGGAUGUAGAUGUGUUGAAGACAAUUAGUAAGAAGCUGAGGCAGUGGAAUGAGGAGGAGCUUGCUCUGGAUUUGCUGGGGAUUGGUGGUGUUGAUUUCAUGGGUGCAGCUGCAGAAAUGAUAAUUCAAAGCUAGCCAU
Messenger RNA from Prunus dulcis (almond), 4041 nucleotides. RefSeq names its product mediator of RNA polymerase II transcription subunit 33A-like. The record is from RefSeq and is a predicted model, not a curated record. Gene Ontology annotation, cellular component: mediator complex. Gene Ontology annotation, biological process: regulation of phenylpropanoid metabolic process. The transcript is spliced from 12 exons. NCBI's taxonomy places the organism in Eukaryota, Viridiplantae, Streptophyta, Magnoliopsida, Rosales, Rosaceae. The coding region runs from base 33 to 4037 and encodes 1334 amino acids.